Messenger RNA from Puccinia triticina, 1053 nucleotides. RefSeq lists its product as uncharacterized. Gene Ontology annotation, biological process: lipid metabolic process. NCBI's taxonomy places the organism in Eukaryota, Fungi, Basidiomycota, Pucciniomycetes, Pucciniales, Pucciniaceae. The record is from RefSeq and is a predicted model, not a curated record. Bases 1 to 1053 code for a protein of 350 amino acids. The transcript has 3 exons.
AUGGCUUUCGUGACCGUACCCAUGCGCAAAUGGCUACCGCUCGAAGAUUCGAUGAUGAUCAACUUUAGCGUGGUCUCUCUGGUCACCUUCCAUGCAACCUGUCUGGCGUUCCAGUAUGGGCUGCAUGAAGGUGCAGUUUUAGGACCCAAAUGUGAGCAUGGGGAAGUCGAACCGAGCCGCGGAGAAAACGACACUAGUGUUGCCGCCGAAGACUCGGUGAAAGCUCAAUCCGCCGGAAUCACAUCAGUAAGGAAACGCACUAGCAAUCAAGAAGACACCGACGGUGAAAGGAAAACCACGAGCAUGAAGGAUGAUGCCGAAUCAAACGUCAGAAACUCUCCGGCCAAGAAAAGCGAUCUCACGAGGCCAUCGACUGGUGAACUGGUGCGGUUCGUGCUCUGGCUUCUAUUCAGUCCUCGUGGGCUCGAAUGCCAAUGGGCCCCUCAUCCCUCAAUUGUCACAUUCCGUAAACCAAUAUCGUUAACUACUUUCCUUCUUCGGGAAACAUUUGGCCGGGUCAUCGUCUUACACGCCUACGGAACAUUGUGCUGGGCUCUCGCCACCUGCGCCUUCCACCACCCCCAAGGGUUUUACGGAAUUAUCAAGGAUAUAACUGGCUUGUCGGAAUCCUCUGUCAUCAAAUUUUUUGCGGGUUAUGGCACCUCAUUCUGUAUCGGCGCAUGCAUGUGGACCGCACUAGAGAUUGCGGCUGCGGGCAUGAAUCUUUUCGAGUUUCUUCUUUACACCUAUGGAAGACGUUUCUUGCCUGUCAACUGGGCACCAGAAGAAUCUUUCAACCCUAGAAGAUAUCCUCCUUUAUUCUCAAACCCUUGGGAGAGCAAGAGCAUGAGUGAAUUUUGGGGAAGAGGCUGGCACGCAUUGUUCCGUCGAGAUCUAACCUAUUGUGGAGCAUUGCCUGCAUUCAAACUCGCAGCUAUGCUAGGGUUUGGAAAACAAGUCCAGAAGUUGUCAGGUUUGAUGGGUGCGAUGUUUCUAAGCGGCCUGAUGCACGAAUACGGAUGGACCGUGGUUUGGGAAAAACACUUCCGCUAG